AUGGGAUCAAGUGAGAGUGUUCCGAUUCCAGGUGGAGGAACUGAAGGAUAUCAUGUUCUUAGGGUAAGUUAGAUUCCGAAAUUUUACUCAGAAAAUGGGGUUUUUCAGGUGCAAGAAAAUUCGCCAGGAUCUGAAGCUGGUCUCGAGCCAUUUUUCGAUUUCAUUGUAUCAAUUGGUAAUACAAGAUUGGAUAAAGAUAAUGAUACGAUGAAGGAGAUUCUUAAGCAGCAUAUCGAAAAACCAUUGGAAAUCACAGUUUAUAACAGUAAAACCCAAGCAGUUCGACAAACUAGUGUCACACCAUCUCAAAAUUGGGGAGGACAAGGUCUUCUUGGAAUAUCCAUCCGAUUCUGUUCCUUUGAUGGUGCUAGUCAACAUGUCUGGCAUAUCAUCUCAGUUCAACCAAACUCUCCAGCAUCAAUUGCGGGACUUAUCACAAAUACCGACUACAUCUUGGGUGCCGAAAGUGUUCUUCAUCAAGCAGAUGAUCUUAUCGCUCUAGUGCAAGCAAAUGAGGGAAAACCAUUGAAGCUUUAUGUGUAUAAUGUGGAUACCGAUUUGGUUCGUGAAGUUUCUCUCACCCCAAAUUCUGCGUGGGGUGGAGAAGGUUGUCUGGGUUGCGAUAUCGGUUACGGAUAUCUUCAUCGUAUUCCAGUUUCCGUUGAUCGCUCAAAACCAAUUCAACAACAAGUUCCACAAGUUCCAAUCGGUAAUCCAUUAGUAGACAAAGUCUCGUCAGCCAAACCACCAGCAGUUGCAAGUUUCCCAGAUCCUUCGCAAUUCUCUCAAACGGUUCCCGCACCUCCAGCUCCACUCCCACAAGCUGUUUUCCAACCUCCACCACCGCAACCAACUUAUCUCCCACAACCGCCGGUACAAAGCCACGGACAUAGUCACGAAAAUGGAAACCAUGGGCAUAGUCACGAAAAUGGACAUGAUCAUGGGCAUAGUCACGACGGAGAUAAUCACGGACAUAGUCAUAGUCACGAGCCAAGUCCAGCUCCAUAUACUCCACCGGUUCAAACUCCGACGGCCCCGGCUUAUCAACAAGAGGCUCAGCAAUAUCAACAACAACAACAAUAUUAUCCACCUGCACAACAGCAACAACAGUAUUAUCAACCACCAACUACUUCAACAUAUCAAGGUAAUUAGUCUAAAUUCGAUACGUUUCUAAGUAUUGAACCUUGUAGAGGAAGAUCUCUUGAAAAUGCAAAAAAUUUUCCAGCCCCAUAUUAUCCAUCUGCACCGCCUUCUCUUCCACCAGUCGUUGCACCAAUCGCCUCAUAUGCUACACCACAACAACAACAACAAUACCCACCACCUCCAACUUCUCAAACAUAUUCUCCGCCACCUGUUGCCACGUUCAAAUCGGAUAUUCCAUCUGGAGUACCGCCAAUGUUCUCGAAUUCGUCAAUUCCACAACCAGGAGCGACUUCCUAUGCGAAUCGUGAGUUUUUUUUCGACUUGAAUUACCCCAUAUGAAAUAUAUCCUAACACAAAUCCAGAUUUUUUUGUUCAAAAAAAUAUUUUCAGCACUUCCACCACCAGCUCCAAUCAAUUUCCCAAUGCCUUCAUUGAGUUCAAUUGGAAUCACCCAACUUGCCGCUCCACCAUCUUCCGCUUCCGCUUCCAUUCCACCCUCCCAAUUUCCCGCACCCCCACCAAUUUAUCCACCACAACAACCACAAUAUUAUCACCAAAAUUAG
Molecule: messenger RNA, 1706 nt
Organism: Caenorhabditis angaria
Lineage: Eukaryota; Metazoa; Nematoda; Chromadorea; Rhabditida; Rhabditidae
Source: the annotation of a GenBank genome assembly